Lepisosteus oculatus (spotted gar) is the source of this 1100-nucleotide messenger RNA. It is a transcript of the gene lepa, whose product is annotated as leptin a. Gene Ontology annotation, molecular function: hormone activity. The record is from RefSeq and is a predicted model, not a curated record. Gene Ontology annotation, biological process: signal transduction. NCBI's taxonomy places the organism in Eukaryota, Metazoa, Chordata, Actinopteri, Semionotiformes, Lepisosteidae. Gene Ontology annotation, cellular component: extracellular region.
CACAGACCCUGGGCACAGAGAGGGUAAAAACUUUGAAGAAUGAAAUAUCCUGUGAUACCCUUCUGUUUGUCUUCCUGGAUGUUCCUAACCCUGAGUUACAGUAGACCACUUGCAGAAGACAGAGUUAAGAAUGAUGCCAGGCUAUUGGCCCAAACAACAGUUAUUAGAAUUCAGAAGCAUACUAAUGAGUCUAAGAUGUCACCGAACCUGGUUUUCAGCGGGUUAGAGCUAAUACCAGAUGCACUCAAUGAUAAAACGCUGGAAGGCUUAUCAACAGUGGAAGAUAAUUUGCACACAUUUCAAGAGAUUUUAUCCAGUCUUCCCAUGGAGGAAAUGGAUCAAAUCUUAGCUGAUAUUUUCAACCUCCGCAUGAUCAUUAAGUCAUUAGCAACGUCAGUCAACUGUGCUCCAUUAAAAUCCAGCAACAUGAGCCACCUGGAGAGCUUUUUGAAGACUAAUGCUGCUUUCCAUGUCACCAUUGGAAAUGUUGCCUUGGAGAGACUUCAGAAAUAUCUACUCAAAUUGAUAAGAAAUCUCGAUCAACUAAAGAACUGCUGAUCACGAACUCCAAUAAUAGAGAAUGUCUAUUUAAAUUAUUAAAUUAUUUAAGUACCAACUAUUUUUUAAGAAUUAUUUUCGUUUUUUAUAUUUAUAAAUUGUUUGCUGUACUGUAUUUCGCACUAUUUGAAAGAGGAACUUUUAUAUUCUAGCACUGAACAAACCCAAAUGUAAAUGAGUGUUUCUUCUGCCUGUUUCUUUUUUUUCUGUUCAGUAAUGACUGUUUUACUGAAGUGAUGACAGUUCUCAAUGACUUGGAGGUUUUGGAAAAAGAUUUUAUAUUUGGGACUUUGAAAUAUGAUCAAACAUUGAAAAAAAAUUUAGGAGAAAAUAUCAAGGGUAGAGUUAGUUCUUCCGUUGUCUGUCUUUGUUGUUCUUGGUACUUAUUUUGCUUACUCAGAAAACCAAAUUAUACUGCUAUCCACAUACAGCACUUAAUUUAUUUACUGAAUGCAAUUUUCUGUACUGCCUUAUUCAGUAGUAUAUCCAUUUUUGUCAUAUAAACAAUGCAAAAAUGUAGAUAUUAUUUUUAUAAUUUUAGA